AUGUCGUUAGAAAACGAAAUCUCUACCCUAGAGGUGGAUGACCCCUCCCCCGCUCACCACAAGGAACAACCGGUCGUUCUCACUCACGAUGACGAGUUCCCCUCCAGUGGAGGGCGUAGCCGUCCCGCUACCUCUCGCCUCGGUUCCUACAUCAAAGUCUUCGAGCAGCAGCUUGUUGAGUAUAACCUGGAGGCCAGAGGGAUUGAGCGGGUGAGCGAGAGGGAGAGGAUGACCCUCACAUGGGUCGCGUACCUGCAGUCGUUCCUGCUCUGGGUCUCGAUCAAUCUGGCCGCGAACAAUCUUACUCUUGGCAUGCUCGGUCCUGUCGUCUACGGAUUGAGCUUCCUGGACUCUUCGCUGUGCGCGGUGUGCGGUUGCGUGGUAGGCUCCAUGGUUGCUUCGUGGAUGGCCACCUGGGGUCCCGUGUCCGGUGUCCGAACUAUGGCUGUUGGGCGCUAUUCUAUGGGCUGGUGGCCCAGCAAGAUCAUUGUGCUUCUUAAUCUCAUUCAAAUGCUCGGCUACUGCUUGAUUGACUGUGUUGUUGGAGGUCAGAUCCUCUCGGCAGUCUCUCCGAGUGGAAGCAUGUCCGUUGCUGUCGGUCACUGGGCCGUGGCCACAUUUGGUAUCCAAAUUUUCCAUUAUUAUGAACGCUUUGCCUUCCUCCCUCAACUGAUUGUUGUUUGUAUUCUUUUUGGCGUUUCUGCGUCCAAGUUCGAUUUGGCGGCCCCAUCGCAGGGUGAUGCGCGCACACUUGUAGGAAACCGGCUCUCCUUCUUCUCCCUCUGCGUGAGCGCUGCCAUCACCUACGCGCCCCUGGCGGCCGAUUUCUUCGUCUACUACCCCGAAAACACAUCCAAGUCCGCCCUCUUCGGCCUGACCUUCUUUGGUCUUAUGGUUUCCUUCACCAUGGCCCUUGUCUGUGGAAUCGGGCUUGCAUCCGGGAUCGGCGCUCAUGCAGAGUACGCAGCUGCGUAUGACCGGGGCGCUGGGGCCCUGAUUGUCGAGGGAUUCGGGCCCCUGCACGGCUUCGGCAAGUUCUGCUCGGUGGUAGUUGCGCUGGGCUUGAUUGCCAACACCAUCCCGCCGACGUACUCGUCAAGCGUGGAUUUCCAGAUUCUCGGCCGCUACGCCGAGUUCAUCCCGCGCGUGAUCUGGAACACGAUCGGCGUGAUCAUUUACACGGUGUGUGCGCUAGCCGGCCGCGGCAGUCUUUCGGAGAUCUUCACCAAUUUCCUCGCCCUGAUGGGCUACUGGGUGGCCAUCUGGUUCGCCAUCCUCCUCGAGGAACACUGCUUCUUCCGCCUCCGCAGCGGCUACAACUGGGGCGCAUGGAACGAUCCGUCCAAGCUGCCCGUCGGCAUCGCAGCCUUUGUCGCCUUCCUGGUCGGCUGGGCCGGCGCCAUCCUCUGCAUGGCCCAGGUGUGGUAUAUCGGCCCUCUGGCUAGCUUAGUGGGUGACUACGGCGCGGAUAUGGGUAACUACGUCGGUUUCACUUGGGCAGCUCUCGUCUACCCGCCGCUGCGUUACUUGGAACGUCGUCGAUUCGGAAGGUAA
Penicilliopsis zonata CBS 506.65 is the source of this 1554-nucleotide messenger RNA. RefSeq lists its product as hypothetical. Gene Ontology annotation, cellular component: fungal-type vacuole membrane; plasma membrane. The transcript has 5 exons. Lineage: Eukaryota; Fungi; Ascomycota; Eurotiomycetes; Eurotiales; Aspergillaceae. The record is from RefSeq and is a predicted model, not a curated record. Gene Ontology annotation, molecular function: transmembrane transporter activity. Gene Ontology annotation, biological process: transmembrane transport. Bases 1 to 1554 code for a protein of 517 amino acids.